This is a messenger RNA of Harpegnathos saltator (Jerdon's jumping ant), 2354 nucleotides long. It is a transcript of the gene ppan, whose product is annotated as Brix domain-containing protein peter pan. Gene Ontology annotation, molecular function: rRNA binding. Gene Ontology annotation, cellular component: preribosome, large subunit precursor. The record is from RefSeq and is a predicted model, not a curated record. The coding region runs from base 120 to 1376 and encodes 418 amino acids. The transcript is spliced from 7 exons. Gene Ontology annotation, biological process: ribosomal large subunit assembly; rRNA processing. NCBI's taxonomy places the organism in Eukaryota, Metazoa, Arthropoda, Insecta, Hymenoptera, Formicidae.
GAUACGAGCUUUAGGAUCACUGGAGUCGCAUAUCUACAUUUUUGUGCAUCGUGAUCGUAUUAUUUUGUUUAUAACGUGUUAUAUUAAACACGUGGUAAAGAAUCUAACCUAAGAAGAAGAUGGGACGUCACAAAAAGGGCCGAUGUGUCAAGCGAAAUAAGCAUAUAAACUUGGAAGAAAAGGAGGAAUUAAAACAAGCACCACAUUCUUUUGUAUUUCAUCGUGGUUUGCCAGGAGAACAUAUUGUUGAACUUACUAAAGAUUUUCGCAGAGUUAUGGAUCCUUUUACAGCUUCAUCCUUGAAAGCUCGCAAGAAAAACACCAUAAAAGAUUUUGUUUCUGUCGCAAGUGUACUUCAUGUUAGCCAUAUGUGUAUAUUUACAAAAACAGAAUUGGGAAUGUAUCUCAAGCUUUCUAGACUGCCCAGAGGACCAACUCUUACUUUCAAAAUACAUAACUUCUCUUUGGCAAGAGAUGUGGUAUCCAUGUUGAAGAAGCAAUUGGUGUAUGAAGAAGCUUUCAAAACUUUCCCUUUAGUUGUUUUAAAUAAUUUCAGUGGGGAAGGUAUGCAUUUGAAGCUUAUAGCUACUACAUUCCAGAAUAUGUUCCCAACUAUAAAUCUGACUACUGUUAAUCUAAGCACAAUUCGCCGUUGCGUGUGCUUAAAUUAUAACACUAUAUCAAAAACCAUUGACUUCAGGCAUUAUGUUAUUAAGGUUGUGCCUGUGGGUUUAUCAAGGGGUGUUAAAAAAUUAGUGCAAGCAAAAAUACCAGAUUUGUCUAGAUGUCAAGACAUUUCGGAUUUCUUGACAAAAUCAACUAUGUCUGAAAGUGAGGCAGAGGACGAUGAGGUCAGUCACGUUAAAUUAUCACAAGACUUGUCUUCAAGGGGGAAUCAUGCUAACUCUACAAGUGCGAUUAAAUUAUUCGAACUGGGACCGAAAAUAACGUUACAGUUAAUAAAAAUAGAAAAUGGUCUUCUUGAUGGUGAAAUACUUUUCCAUGAACUUAUACACAAAACGGACGAGGAGAAACUUGCGAUAAAGAAGAGGAGAGAGAAGAAAAGGAAAUUGAAAGAAAAAAGAAAAAAGAUUCAAGAAGACAACAAGAAAAAGAAAGAAGAGCAAAAGCAGGAACACAAGGAAAAAUCGCUCAAAGGUAUCCAAAAGAAAAGAGAAAGCGAGAUGCUCUUAGAAAAAAUCGCAAAAGAAUCUACCGAAAAUAACGAAGUGGAGGAUGACGAUGCGCAACAUUAUCGUGACGAAGUUGGCGAGGAACCUGAUGAAGAUCUGUUCAAAACAAAAGUCGGUACGAAGAGAAUACGUAAGCAUGCAAUGAGAUACAAACCGAAGAAAUUGAAAAUCGACAAAUCUUAGAAUAUAUAAUUGUAAAAAUAGUAUAUUUCCGAAAUAAAAUGUUACAUUUGAAUAUCCAAAACUGUUUAUAAAAUUAUUUUAGCAAAAUGUUUCAAAUAUAUAAGCGAGAGUAUUAAUGAUGUUUCACACAAGAAAUUAAUCGUUCACAUAAAAAAAAAAAAAUCAGUCUGAGAAGCAUGACGCGGCUAUUACUAAUGUUCUAACUUAUAUAACUUGCGCAAAAAGCGUUUUGCACAAAAUUCUUUUGUUACAUUAAUUACAAUUAUUUCCAUUUUUUUUUCAAUUAUGUUGGUAUGUAUAAAGUAAUUAGCAAAAUUUAAAAAUAAAAUUAUAUUUGCAUAUAUAUUUUUUUUUCUAUAUUGAGGCGUUAGCUAUAAAGUAAACUAUCCCUAUAUUAUGUUUUCCUCGAGUAAAGCAUUUUGCUAAAAUCACUUAUUUCAUUAUUAUCACGUAUAUCAUUAUUAUAUAUUUAAUUGUUUAUAACUUGGAAUGACAAUACAUUUUAUCAUGUUUUUCUUGUUUACGAACUUUUUUUACAAUUCAGACGAUUUUAUCUCUCAUACUCUUCAUUAUGUUAUACAAACUGACAUAAGUUCAGUACAUGGGUAAAUAUGCAGUUCUGCAUCAGUAGACUAUAGCAUUAUUCUCAAAUUAUUCAGGUAUAAAAAAUAGUACAGAGAUAUUCUUCAUAUCAAAUAUGCGCGAGUAGGCACAUCUAGUAGUAGUCAAAUGGCUAUAAAAUUGAAGUUCGUAACUACUGAUUUGUCGAGAAUUCAGUCGUAAUACCUUCCAUAUAUACAAUCCUAUAUCCCGACAAAAGUUAAAAAUCUAAUUACUUUAUAUCACAGAUCUUCUAUUGUCUUCGAAAAGUGUAAAACUGGCGAAAAAUAUAUUGUUAUUAUAUGAAAAAUUGGUGUAUACAAAAUAGUUGAAUUCAUACAAUAUCAUAUUACAAAAAUAUAUAAAACUACGUUGUCC